AUGGAUUUGAUGACCCAGUACGAGCGCGAGCGCGCCCUUGUGCGCUACACCCAUGCUCAUCAUGAGGAUCUUGUCGACACCCGCCGCAACAACGGCGAAGCCUUCGCCCGCGGCAUGGUCAUCGAGGGAACCGACGUUGAGAUCGUCAGCCUUGGCCCUGACCUCAUGGCCGACUUCGAGUCCCGCCACGGGUUUGCAAAGGUUUUCAUGGUUGCUCAUCUCGUCGCUUUCGAGACUUACGCUCGUGCUAUGAUCUCUGCCAGCCAGCCUGGCGUCUCUCGCACUUUCUGGUAUCUGGCUCGCUACAUGGGUCGCGUUCAGGAGAGACUCUACAUCAAGAGCUCCCUUGACGCCACCCGUCAGCUCAACAUUCUGGGCCGCAUCAUCUCCAUCAUUGAGGACCACCACGAGAUCACCAAGCCUGUCAUCGACUACUUCAACCUUGGCACUGGCAUCGCUAUCGUCUGCUUCGCUUCUGGAUUUGUCACCCCCGAGGGUUCCUUCGGCUGUCUCCUGCUGGGAUUCACUGUUGUGCACUUGAUCAACGUCUUCUAUCCCACCGUGGUUCACCUGCUCCUGGGUGUCAUGAUUCGCAAGGCGAAGAAGAUCGUCGACAAGAUUCUCCUGAAUGCCAAGACGGGUCGCCUCACCCAGGCCGACGUCAAUUCUCUCGAGGGCUGGAAGCUCUACUUCCUCAAGUUUGGCCUCAAGUUUGCCGCCCCCCCCAAGGAACGCGGCUACACCAACAUCGCCCUCUGA
Molecule: messenger RNA, 759 nt
Organism: Fusarium vanettenii 77-13-4
Lineage: Eukaryota; Fungi; Ascomycota; Sordariomycetes; Hypocreales; Nectriaceae
Exons: 3
Coding region: 1-759 (252 amino acids)
Source: RefSeq, a predicted model, not a curated record